This is a messenger RNA of Limulus polyphemus (Atlantic horseshoe crab), 2188 nucleotides long. Its product is annotated as ras-related protein Rab-7a-like. Gene Ontology annotation, cellular component: phagocytic vesicle; late endosome; lysosome. The record is from RefSeq and is a predicted model, not a curated record. Bases 126 to 743 code for a protein of 205 amino acids. Gene Ontology annotation, molecular function: GTP binding; GTPase activity. NCBI's taxonomy places the organism in Eukaryota, Metazoa, Arthropoda, Merostomata, Xiphosura, Limulidae. Gene Ontology annotation, biological process: endosome to lysosome transport; phagosome-lysosome fusion. The transcript is spliced from 5 exons.
GAGCGUCACCUAUCUCGUAAGUAUAUUGACAAUGACGUCUAAUGUGUGAUCUCGUGACUGAUACUGACUGGACAGAGGAGUUUAAACUUCUAUAUUCACGUUAAAAAAAAUAAGGAAAUCGAACAAUGACAUCCCGAAAAAAAGUUUUACUGAAAGUUAUUAUUUUGGGUGAUAGUGGAGUGGGAAAGACAUCUCUUAUGAACCAGUAUGUUAAUAAAAAAUUCAGCAAUCAGUAUAAGGCAACAAUAGGUGCAGACUUCUUAUCCAAAGAGCUAAUGGUUGAUGACAGACUUGUGACAAUGCAGAUAUGGGAUACAGCUGGACAAGAGAGGUUUCAGUCCUUAGGUGUGGCUUUCUAUAGAGGAGCAGACUGUUGUGUGCUUGUGUUUGAUGUGUCUGCUCCAAAUUCAUUCAAAUCAUUAGAUUCGUGGAGGGAUGAGUUCCUUAUUCAAGCUUCUCCCAGGAAUCCUGAAAAUUUUCCUUUUGUUGUGAUUGGAAAUAAAAUAGACCUGGAAAACAGAACGGUAUCGACAAAGAGAGCCCAAGGAUGGUGCCAGACAAAAAACAACAUUCCUUAUUUUGAGACCAGUGCUAAGGAAGCCAUCAAUGUGGAGCAAGCCUUUCAAACAGUUGCAAAGGAUGCACUAGCUCAGGAGUCCCAAGCUGACCUUUAUAAUGAAUUUCCAGAUCAGAUUAAGUUGACCAGUCAACAGAAGACACAAUCUGAGGGAUGUUCUUGUUGAAUUAUAUAGUGUAACGUUUCAGUAAUUUUCAUUAUUAAGGACUGGCAAAGCAGAAUUACUUUAUAUAUUAUGUUUUAGAAAUUCUUACACAGUUGUUUAAAGUGUACAAAGUAUUAUUUCAGCACCUUUAUUAGAAAAGAUUAGCUAAGAAGAAUUACCUUGUAAUUUAGUUUUGUGAAAUGUAAACACUUAAGUUCAUAAUUUAAUGUGUCACAGUGCAGUUGCCAUAAAACUUGUAUAAUUGUCUUGGGUAUAACAAAAAAAAAAACGACUUCAUACUUUUAAUAUUAGUAAGUCAUAUUACAUUUCAAUGUUGCAACUACCAAGAUUGACUUAAAAAUAUACUCACUUAACAUAUAAAUAACAAGUUAAUACAAACACUAAUGUUACUUUUAAUUUUUUUGAUCAACAAGGUUAAACAAACAUUGUGAUAAGUUAUAAAAAAAGUAAUACGGCUUUUGAUUAUAUACUUUACUGUGUAUAAUGGUAAGUAUUCAAUGAAAUUAUUGUUUUAAAAAUUUGAAGCUUACAUAUAAUGUUUUAAACACUGAAAUGUAACUGCAUAUAAGAAUUCACACUUGAGGGAAUGAUACAGGUGAACUUGUUUUCCAGUGUUAAUAACAGUCCCAAGUGCCUGACAUGACAUACACUUGGCUUUGGCUAACACUUGUAAAUUUGUGACACAAGUAAAAUGAUUAUAACCAACAUGAUUUUGUAAAGCAGUUGAUGUGUGUAGAGUAAAUGCCACAGCUUUUGUAUUCUGGUAAAAAUAAAAAAGCACAUUUUACAUAGAGCUCAUGCAGAAUAUUUGUCAUGUGUAGCUUUAAUUACUAAUGAAAAAGCUGGUUCCUAUUGAUUUAUGCUUUUGCAGACUGUUGCAGUUUUUAGGGUAAAAACUCGUCAUCUCUCAGCUAGUAACAUUUAGGUAUGCCACCAAAAAAAAUUAUUGUAGGGGUUGUUCACAGUAGCAGUAGUUGUUUUAAAUCCUGUGUAUGUAAGUGGUAUUUCAUAAUACACGUGUUUGAGGUUAUAUACUAAAUAUGUCUUUCUUGAUGUAUUGUUUUGAUGGUACAUAACAGGUAUUACAUCUUCAUAUAUUAGUUAGUAAAAUUGUAAUUGAAGAAAAAAUAGUACUACCUACACUUUAUCUCUCUUUUUUUUUCUUCUAAAUGUUUAGUUUAAUUUGGAUAUAAUCAUACAUUUCUGCUAAAGUUAAAAGUUUCAGAGAAAGGUUUUCUGCAAACUUGUUGCUAUAAGUUGUAAAUGUAUAACUGUGAUUAAUGAUGUUAUCUCAUGUCUGUAUUACUGAGUUAUGUGAUAAGUUUGUAAAGAUUACUGGUUUGAAGUUUUAUGGAGUUGUUUUAUUUUAGUUAAAUGAUUCUUGACUUAGGUUCUAGCAUGAAGUAGAUAAAAUAAAGUAUGCUUCACGAAUCUUUAUUUCACAA